This is a messenger RNA of Symbiodinium sp. CCMP2592, 390 nucleotides long. NCBI's taxonomy places the organism in Eukaryota, Dinophyceae, Suessiales, Symbiodiniaceae. The record is from the annotation of a GenBank genome assembly.
GCUUGCGAGACGGAUGGCAGACUUCCCUGGGUGUUCGAGAAGGGCGGGCCGCGUCUCUACGUGUAUGGUACGAACAUCAUCCGCAAGGGCGAUGCCGAGAUUCCGACCGAGACUGCCGCGAAGCUGAAGAAGAUGGGUCUCGGGAGCACCGGCACGGGCAAGAAGGUGGGCCGAAAAGAGCUUAUGAACUUGAAGCUUCGCACGAGUACGGCAAGCGCAGUGUGGAGGAAGACAAGGAAGCCGGCGAUGAAGGUGAAGAAGUUUCGGCUGAGAUGCCCGAGUUGCAAAGCGAUCAUCGAGCCGAUCAGGGAGAACCUGUCCGAGGAGGAGUACGCAGCAGCAGUGGCAGCUGCGUCCGAGGCACCGGAUGCUGCCCGAGAUGCUGCCUGA